AGAAAGCAUUUUUCAGGAUGUCGUGGUUCUCAUGUGAGGAAUCCUGUACUAGUACCAAAUAUUUUGCUAGUACUUUAGGCUCUCGGUGUCUGUUAAAAGCUAUUGCUCGAGCGAUUAUUAAUAAUUUGUAAAGCUUGUUUACUAAUAGGUCUGUUUCGCAUUCAACCCGUUGUACAGAUAUCAGAUGUAAAAGUGUAUCUUGCUGUUAUUUGGUUGUUACUGCAACAAUUAGCUUGAUAUCCUAGUGAUGCAGCUGAAAUACUAGCUAGCUACGGAUAACUUGUCUGUUAAAAGUGAAAUUUAUAGACACGUAAUGGUUUUGUAGGAUAAUGGUGGUUCGAUAUUGGUAUUACUGUAGGUUUAGGUAGUGGAAAGGCCAGUAUUUUUUUUCUUCUUCUGCGUGGUGGCGAACUUCUUGAGCUAAGCUCAGUAAUGUCUACAUAUCUGUAUUUCAUGAAGUAUUUCACAAGCCGAGUAAAUAUGUUUGCUUGCGGUGUGAAACGCUUAACUGUACCCACAUCCCCAUACAUUUCUAUUUGGAAGAAUCCUUGGAGAAUCGUGUGUCCUCUGAUGUCGCUGCCUUCAAGGACAGAUACACAAUCUAGAAGAUUUCACGUUUCGACUGUAUCUUUGAAGAAUCCACGAGACAGUUUAACAUCAGGAAUCCCAAAGGGGUGUGCAACUGGUGAUGAUGCCAUUGACAAUAAAACUGAGGAGGACUUUGGGUCCCAUUCCAGAAACUUUGCAACCAGGAGGAUUUUCCGAAAGACAUCACCUGAAUUUCAGGACCUGAAUUACAGAGCAAGUGCUGAUGAGAAUGAUAUGGAAGAGUUGAGGCCAAGACCAGUCAUAAGAAACACAUCUUACUGGUACUUCCUUCAGUGCAAGAAACUGAUAAAGCAGGACAAGCUUGCUGAGGCGCUAGAUAUGUUUGAGACGCAAAUGCUGAAGGGUGAGCGUCUGCAGCCAGAAGAAUACAACUACACUGUGCUGAUUGGAGGCUGUGGACGUGUGGGUUUCCUCAAAAAGGCUUUCAAGUUGUAUAAUGAUAUGAAGAAGCAAGGCCUCCGACCUACAGAUGCCACCUACACUGCUCUGUUCAAUGCCUGUGCAGAGUCCCCCUGGAAGGACUCAGGUUUGCAGCAGGCUCUCAAACUGCAGCAAGAGUUGAAGAUGAAGAACGUUCAACUCAGCCUGAUCACUUACCAUGCCCUACUGAAGACCCAGGCACUUUGCUCUGACAUCAGAGCCUGUUUUCACGUUCUGCGGGAGAUGCUGCAAAAUGGCCAUGCAGUCACGCAGGAAACAUUCAACUUUCUCUUGAUGGGCUGUAUUAAAGAUAAAGACCAAGGAUUCAGGUUUUCCCUGCAGGUUUGGCGUCAGAUGUUGAAGAUGGGGAUAAGGCCCAAUUCUCACAGUUAUAACUUGUUGCUGCGUGCUGCUCGGGAUUGUGGUAUUGGGGAUCCUGCUCUGGCCUCCUGUUUGCUUCUGAGGAAUGAAGAGGAGUUUUCCCAAAAAAUUUCUAAAGGAAGGAGAGGUCAGAAGGCAAGAGAUAAAGAAGAGCCACAUGUGAUGGACAUAGAUGUCUUUGAAACCAGCCUUCUUCUGGACACAGAAGUUACUUCAUUGAAUAAGAAAGAGGCAGACAAGUUGUCCAAGGAAACAUACACCCAGCCUCAUAUAAAGCAGAAUAACUUAAAUUCCUACAUCACUUCAGAAUUACAAUCCAUGAGCAAUAACCAAAUGGUUCCCACUGAAACAAGCUCUCUACAGUCUUCAGUGGCCAGGGCCAGCUUUCCCAAUCUUCUUGACCGAAGGAUAAAUAUGACAAAUGUCAUCUCCUUGGGGGCUGUGACUAGUGCCUCUGAUCGGCUGGCACUGAUAGGGAACAUGGAGGGAUUACUUAGCAAAAUGGAGGCAGAUGGUUUGAAGCCCGACAUCAAGACUCUGACUUUGUUAGCAGAUAUUAUAGCACCUGGUGAGCAAUCAGAAUUGAGCUUGCUCUUGGUUGCUGAACAACACAAACUAAAACCAGACAUCUCUUUCUUCAAUUCCCUUGUGCGCAAAAAGGCAAAGUCAGGGGACUUUGAAGGGGCAAAGGCUUUUUUGCCAGUAGUGGCAAAGAUGGGUUUGGAACCUAAUCUUCACACAUACAGCAAUUUGGCAGUUGCCUGUAGCAGAGAGGAGGAUGGACUGCAGCUACUGUCAGAUAUGAAGGUUUCAGGUAUUACUCCCAAUGCCCAUGUAUAUAGUGCUCUAAUCAGUAGAGCUUCCAAGCAGCUGGAUUACAAGUACCUGAAAGAGAUCCUGAAAAGUAUGAAGCACAACCAGGUUCCUGCAACAGAAGUCAUCAUAAGGCAGCUAGAAUUUGCUGCUCAGUACCCACCAAACUUUGACAAGUACAAAGCCAAAAACAACUACCUGGAGAAGAUUGAUGGCUUCAGAGGGUAUUACCUUCAGUGGCUGAAGUCAAUGCCAGGACAGAAUACUCCACAUCCUUGGGAUAAAUAUAAACCACCAAGAAAGGAACCUAUGAAGUCUGAGGGCAGUUAAUAAAUCAGCCUACCCAGAAACAAAUAAUGAAUCAAUGAUUACAAAAAAUCUAUUAUACAUUAAAGAUGUAUAUGACUGAGAGAUGCUGAGAGUUAUUUUAAUGUUAAGAGUAUUGACAAAAUUUGUUAAAAUAAAUAGCUGUAUCAUAUUGAAAUACUUCAUAAUAAAGUGAAAAUAACCAAAAA
Anguilla rostrata (American eel) is the source of this 2738-nucleotide messenger RNA. RefSeq names its product pentatricopeptide repeat domain 1 (gene ptcd1). Gene Ontology annotation, molecular function: tRNA binding; protein binding. Bases 433 to 2553 code for a protein of 706 amino acids. Gene Ontology annotation, cellular component: mitochondrial matrix. The record is from RefSeq and is a predicted model, not a curated record. Gene Ontology annotation, biological process: tRNA 3'-end processing. NCBI's taxonomy places the organism in Eukaryota, Metazoa, Chordata, Actinopteri, Anguilliformes, Anguillidae. The transcript is spliced from 8 exons.